UAGUCUUUGUAAAAUCCAACAACUCAGCUCAUACGUAAGAUUAUAGAGAUAAAUCGAGUUGCAAAACAAUUUAAAAACAUGAAUCGCACCAGAUUAAACAACAUAAUAUUCUUUGUGGUAACGGUCAUUGUGCUAAUAGUAAGCUUGGUCAUGGUUUGUGUAUUUUCUGGAUUCGAACAUGAGAUGAAAAUGUUUAAAACAAUGCUUAAUACCAUUGUUUUAAUAUUAUUAUUACAAUUUCUGUUCUUUGAUCCCAUUAAGUUUGUGGUAUUGGCAAUUGAUGCGGCCACAUGGGGACUUGAACGUCAGUAUCAGGAGAAACCAGAGACAGGACAUUAUAAUCAUUACGAUUAUUUAAAGAUGCGUUUAAGAAGUUUACGCUCUCAAUUGAAAAUCACUGAGGAACAUCGUAAUGAAAAGUUAAAUCAAAAAUAUCAUAUUAUAGCAAAAGAUGUUUAUAUAUAUGGUUCAUAUUUCAUAAUGCUAUUAGCAUUUGUCUUGGUACAACAAGAUGUCAUUCUAUAUUAUAAUAUAAGGAAUGUUCAACGAUUAUUGUAUGAAAAUCAAUCUAGUACCUUGGGAUUAAAUCAAAUAUAUCAUCUUAAUACGGUGUAUGAUUACAUUGAGACGACAUUGAUUAAUCCAUUUGAUUCGAAUUUAAAUCAUCACGAUGCCUGGGAGCCAAUUGAGCAAAUCAAAAUGUUGGGCGUUGUGAGAUUACGACAAGUUCGUCCUGUCGAUAAUCAUAUAGGUCUAGAUGCCCCGGAAUGGGAUGUUCGGACAUUUUUACCAGAAUGGCAAUUGCCAUAUCAACGUAUACACUAUACUGAGAAAUUUUGGCGUAUUUAUGAACCGUGGCAACCUUUGGUUCAUAAUCCAAGUUUAUUAAAUGGUCUAUUAUUAAAUUUUGAACAUUAUGGCUCAUUUCAUACGUAUCCCGAACUAAAUGGCUAUGUAGCCUUCCUAAAACUAAGUAAGAAAGACAACAAGAUUUUUUUGAAACAUUUGAAGGAUUACAGUUGGAUAAAUUACAAUACAUCGGCUCUUUUUAUGGAUUUCACGUUAUAUAAUGCCGAUGCCAAUAUGUUCACUAUGUGCACCUUGCUGGUGGAAAAUACAGCAUUUGGCAUUCAAAUACCAUCUAUAAAGCUGGAAAGCGCUUUUCUAAUAGCCGAUUUGCACCAGCAAAGUAGUUUGGAGUUUAUAAUUGUAAUAUUUUAUUUUCUUGCUCUUCUUCAAUUUAUGAGUGCUUUGGUGGUUAAGAUAUGGUUUGAUCCACGAGAGAUACGCAAGAGAUGGAAUCAAUUGGAUAUAAUUAUAUGUUUACUUAAUGUUUUUCUAUUAAUGUUAACCGUAAUGCGUAGCACAGAAGUGGAUAAUAUUUUGAAUAUAGUGGAAAAGGCGGCCGAAACGGAAUUUUAUGAUUUCCAUCGUCCCAUCCGUUUAUUUCUGUUUACUCUGGUUGUCAUGGGCUUUCUCAUUUCUCUGACUACGAUACGUUUGUGGAAAGUUUUUCAGUUUGCCUCCGUCUUUCAAGUCUUUACAAGAACUCUAUAUGUGGCCUGGUCAGCGUUAAUAAGUACGGCUGUUAUUAUACUAAUAUUUCUAAUGGCAUUCGGUAUAUCCGUAUCGAUAAUUAAUGGCGAUUAUAGCCUAAAUUUCUAUUAUUUAACAAAUAGCAUUGUCUCGUGCAUGUGUUUUGCUAUGGGAUUUACAUCGCAUUUGAAUUCGGCGGAUAUGUUCUUUGGUGGCUCAUUAGUUGGUGUCAUUUUAUAUCUCAUUUUGGUCUUUGUUCUCGCUAUAAUUCUAAUCAAUGUAUUUGCCUCUACAAUUUCUGCCUAUUUCGAAGAAGUCGAUAAGAUGGCGAAAGAAAAAGAAAAGCGACAAAUCAAUUUCAUUCAAUUUCUUCAUUUGGAAUAUGGCCAUUGGUGGAGUUGUUGUCGAAAUUGGUUUGGCAUGCGUAAAGGUUAUCGUAGAAAUAAUCGCACCGUGUCCCAGAAUAUACGACGGGAGCUGGAUGAUCAGGAAAGAUAUGAGGCCAACACGCGGCGUAUCAUUAUUAAGGAGGAGCUCACUGAAUAUGAGAAAAAUUUGAAUUAUCGGGUGAGCUUGGAGAGAUCCUAUUGCUUGGUCUCCAUUAUGCGUGUCCAAAUGAAUUUGCUGGAACGUAUGCUAUUCGGUGAUAAAGAUGGUAAUCUAGAACCUCUCUCGGAUUCGAGCUAUACCAGUGAUUCAGAUAUUCCCGAGAUGUAUCGCAAGGAGAAAAAGAAAGUUACAUUUAGUGCUAAUUAAUGUGCAUAAGGUUUGGGUAGAAUAUUGUAAACAAUAUUUUAAAAAUUGAAGCUAAAAAUGGUUUCUAAAAAACUUUUUUAAUUUGCUAAGAGGAUUAUGAUAAAAAUCUUUCUAAAAUUUAAUCAAUGAUGUUUU
Molecule: messenger RNA, 2427 nt
Organism: Drosophila willistoni
Lineage: Eukaryota; Metazoa; Arthropoda; Insecta; Diptera; Drosophilidae
Product: polycystic kidney disease protein 1-like 2
Exons: 1
Coding region: 79-2292 (737 amino acids)
Biological process (GO): detection of mechanical stimulus
Cellular component (GO): membrane
Molecular function (GO): calcium ion binding; calcium channel activity
Source: RefSeq, a predicted model, not a curated record